Oncorhynchus nerka (sockeye salmon) is the source of this 4828-nucleotide messenger RNA. RefSeq names its product tumor necrosis factor receptor superfamily, member 1B (gene tnfrsf1b). The transcript is spliced from 9 exons. Gene Ontology annotation, molecular function: antigen binding; CD154 receptor binding. The record is from RefSeq and is a predicted model, not a curated record. Gene Ontology annotation, cellular component: external side of plasma membrane; CD40 receptor complex. NCBI's taxonomy places the organism in Eukaryota, Metazoa, Chordata, Actinopteri, Salmoniformes, Salmonidae. Gene Ontology annotation, biological process: positive regulation of isotype switching to IgG isotypes; cellular response to interleukin-1; immune response-regulating cell surface receptor signaling pathway. The coding region runs from base 1890 to 3293 and encodes 467 amino acids.
AGCAACUUCAUUCAAUAUCAACUAUCAUCUCUAGGGCAAGAAUGCAGACAGAUUAUUAUUUGCUACUGUAAAGACUGUUAGACUGGAUGGCUUCCUUCUGUACAAGGAUUGCCAAAGCCACUGGGGUCCCUCAUGGGUCAUCUAUUAUGAAAUAGUGACAGUUUGGUCCAACUGUAUGUAAUAGUCUUAGCACGGUUUCAAAUUCACUGUAAGUCACUGUUGUGACAGCAGUGGUGGGACAGUUUGUGAGAGCAAUGCAUGGUCUGUUUGAUAUGGGGUGUCAACACUGUGAGUCGGAGUUUCCCAUCAUAGGGUGCAUGUACACAAUGGCGCCAGAUAGUGUGAGAGUCUACGUGUAUCAACCACAGAAACAGUGAAGACAAGAAAUUCAUAUGAGGUGGGAAGUAACCUAUAUAACAAGUAGGGUUUGGCGUGUGAAGAGCUUACAAUUUCCAUUGUAAAGUAAUACAGGGACUGUCUGGACAAUUUAAACUCAAACAUAGCCAUGUUCACUGGUUAUAACCUUUGUUCUGUGAAUUUAUGAUCAAGACAUUGCUAUGUACAGUAGCCUACAGAAGGAAGACAGAAGAAAGAUGAUUUUAUAACAGACAAUAGCAAUCUGUUCCAGUCUAUUCCUUGACAUAAAUGUACACAAAUGAACAAACUAUUUCAAGUCUAUGACUAUGGGCAGCCAAUCACUGUCUGUUAAUCAUGCAGAACAAUUGUAAUAAUUAGUCUGUUUGACUAACGCAUGUGAUGUAGGCUAUGCCAUAGCAUGAGCUGUUUGAUUACCCCACUUUUUCUUUUAUCCUUCUGAAAUUGUAGAACGUUUUCAAGCAAGUAUUUACCGACAAAACACACCGUUUACGAUGAUUUCUGUGUUAGUAUGGAGGAAUGAAAAAUGGUCUCUUUUUGUAUAGUAGUGGUGCUGAAAAUGGUGACUCAACAUUUUGUGGUUAACGUACCAAAUUUGGCACAGAUGUAGAUGUACAGUGCCUUCGAAAAGUAUUCAGGCCCCUUGACUUUUUUCCACUUUUUGUAACGUUACAGCCUCACUCUAAAACAUGAUAUAAAAAAUCCUCAGCACUCUACACACAAUACCCCAUAAUGACAAAGCGAAAACAGGUUUUUAGAAAAUUCUGCAUAUGUCGGGGUUAUUCGGCUGUCCGCAUAGGUGAACCCUUUUUGUUUCCAUGUAGAACCCUUUACCCCCGACAUGGGACCCAAAAGGGUUCUACCUGGAACCAAAAAGUGUUUUACCUGGAUCCAAAAAGGAUUCUUCAAAGGGUUCUCCUAUGGGGACAGCCAAAGAACCUUUUUAGGUUCUAGAUGGCACAUUUUUUCCCUCGAAUAGGGUAGUCCAUAGCGUUCUAAAGUUCGAGCUAAAAGUCUGAUGGCACCAGUUGCCAUAUCGCCUAUAACUAAAUCGCCAAUUUCUCAGCCUCUGAGUAUCACAGAAACACAAGACUCUGAAUGAAUAACAGAAACAUGUUAAUGACAAGAUCCUAUGACUGAAAUGGAUCAAAACAUGGAAAAUCAUGCAAAAAUGUAUAUUUUAAACAUAAGAUUUGACUAUUAAUGUGUUAACAUUGUUAACAUUUGUAUUGUGUUGUGUUACAAAAGGUUAAUGAAAGAAAGUAUUACUGCUUGACACUGCCUCUGCAAUCAAUACCAGUUUGGGUACAGUACAUGGACUUCUUGAGGAAAUUCAAAUCGAAGGUUACUGCAAUGCAAAGACGCCCUCAGUUUCCUCAGCUAGUCAGCAGUUCAAGGAAACGCGCACUUUUGUUCCAGGUUGUAAUUCGAGUGUUCUUCUGUAGGCUACCUAUACGGUUUCAGUAUGGACUUUUUCGUAAGAUCUUAAAGGGUCAAUAAUAGUUCAAUCAAUCAUGAUACUGAGGACUGUAAGUGGCGUUCUUACAGUAAGGAUUUUUCUAGCAAACAUGGUGUACACUCUGCCAUACACACCAGACUCAGACGGAUCCUGCCGCAACAAAACAGCUGAAUACUAUAACCCAGAUGUAAACCUGUGCUGCAGCAAGUGCACUUCUGGGACACGCCGGAAAGUUGUAUGCAGCUCUACCUCGGACACGGCGUGUGAACCAUGUCCUAGUGGCCAGUACAGCGGGACCUUUAAUUACUUCCCAAAAUGCUUCAGAUGUCCCAAGUGUUCAGCAGACAAAGGCCUGAAGUAUGUCCAGAAGUGCUCCAGCACCACCAAGACCCAGUGUGCGUGCCAGACUGGGAUGUACUGCAUACUGGACCAACACCCGGACUGUAAGGAGUGUGCCAGUUAUACAUACUGCAAGCCUGGUCAUGGGGUCUCUGUAGAAGGUACCACAGCUGGACAGGAGGCUGGGACAGCGGAGUCGGAUAUGGAAUGUGCAUCAUGCCCCAAUGGAACCUUCUCUGACCAGCACUCCUACACCCAGAUCUGUCAGCACCACACAGAUUGUGUGUCUCAGGGGAGGGACGUACUGACUUACGGUACAGCCACCACCGAUGCGGUGUGUGGACCGAAGGUAAAUGGACGACUGGUCUCCAUCCUCCAAACCACCACACCUCCAAGCCCACCGACCACAAUGCCACCCUCUGGUAAAGUGCAUACCACAUCAAGUCUACAGAGCAUGGAUAUGUCUACAGUACCAACCACCCUGGGCUCAAAGCUGACAUCUAGUCCCUCUGAUCCACUGGUGAUCGCUCCAAUGGAAGACAAAUCACCAGGCGUCGACCUUUGGAUAGUUGCAGGUGCUAUCGGAGGUGUUAUGUUCCUGCUGCUGAUCAUAGGCACUAUCAUUUACAAGAAAGCCUUCACUAAGUUCAGAUGUGUAUCUUCUACAGAAGAUAUAAAUGGAACUUCUGAGAAGGAGGCCAUUAAAUGUCUGCUGGGGAAAGGAGACUGCAGUAAUGUCGGUCAGGCAGAGACCAAGCAGGAUGCUAUUAAGACCUGGUCAGGCUCUGGGUGCUCCAACAGCCUGGAGGGCCUGUCAAUAUGCCCCGUCCAGUCCACCCUUCCACAGCCCAGCAUCCUGGCCAGCACCCCCCAGCCCAGCCCCCAAUCCACCAGCCCUCUGGCAUCUGUACCCCUAGUUAAUGUCAACAUCACUGUUACCUACCCUGUGAACAUAGGAAAUGAGUUAUGCUCCAGACCUACCAGCACCCAGAUAGACUCACCACAAGCCGACCCCGAGACCCCUUUAUCAAGGGAGGAGGAGGUGUAUGUGAACAUGCCGCAGCGAGAGAGUUGCAAAGAGGCACUUACGGCAGUACAAGAGUUUGGAAAUGAUGUAUGAGGACUGGAGGCAUAUGGGGGAGGAUCAGGCAAUAGAUUGUGUUUUAGUGAUGUGUUUUUCACUCUGACUGUUGUCUCUGUUAUAUGGUUGCUACUUGAAGUACUGGUGGUGACUUUGUGUUGGUAGAGAGGGACAGAAUGACUGUUCAUGUGCCUCAGGUAGGAUUUCCCAAACUUUGCACGAUUUGCAUAAGUUAUACCCAGGGAGGGUACCCGAGUUUGGGAAACCCUGGUAUAUACCCUGAUAUAAUGUGCUGUCUGUGCUGGAAAGUCUUGAACACCUGAUUUAGAUUGUCAUUAACUGUUUGAAGAAUUAUUGAUGAGUGAAUGAUGUAUGCAAUUACUAUGAAUGUUGUUGUAAGUAUACUGUAGAUGUGACACGGCUCAAGGUAUCCCAAAAUCUUUUAUCAUAAGUAGGCAAUAACCUUUCCUACACAUGCCAUACUUUUGGGGGAAUUCAUUAUGGCCUGUGCCAUAUGAGAAGAUUUCAUUUGUAUUCUUAUGAGGGAAGAGCGUGCCUAUACUUUCCAAAGUAAGGGUUCUUUGUCUCUUUUUUUAAUCAAACUGAAAUGGUAGACUAAAUGAAACUGCUUUGUUUGUUGUUGUUUUUGGCCUACACCUGUUGAACUGUGUGCAGAUCAUGAGUAAUACAUUCUCAACAUCAGCUCAAUAAGAAGUUAAGAAUGAUGGAUGAGACAUUUUUGUAUGAAGGGUAUUGUUUUCUCUAAUACUAUCACCACCUACUGGUGGAACAAAAAGUCUUUUUUUUACAGUUUAUGCACAUAAUAUGAUUUAGUAUUAUCCAGCAACUAUAUGUGGAUUAUUAGAGUGGCCUACAGUAAAAAAUAAAAUAAUUAAAAAGUAAUAAAAAGGUUGAAAAAGUUGAUUGAUGCUCCAAUAGGUACAUACAGCAAAGUGAUGUUUUCAACAAAGUACAGAAGCAAACUUUCCCCAUUGAAAGCAGUGCGGCCAAGCCUGAUUUCAAGCACACAUUUUUUUUUUGGGGGGGGGGGGGGGGUAUUAUAACUGGAUUAUAGCUCCUGUCCAAAUGCCGUGAAUUAUAUAUACUGUGCAUGUCAUAGUCCCCAGUCAACUCCAUUACACUCAAAAUUUACUUAAACCAGUGAAUGCUAGCGAUGGCUAGCUAUGCUAGCUAUUCUACCAGUCGGUCUUAAUGAGUGUUAGCAUGCUAAUAGCACACCAUGUACACAGAAAUGUAUUUUUUUUAAGGGGUAUGCAGUAGGUUGAUACCUAUGUCACCAAAGUAUGUUGUAUCAUCAGACAUGUCAAAUAACAUUCCCAGCUAAUGAGAAAACAGUCAUGGUAUUUCAUUUAAGAGAAUGAACAAGAUUUAACAAGGCAACCUUCGGGCUAAUUUGAAUGGGCAACAACAGCAGAUUGAGGGAUUUUUACAUCUGUACCUCAGUACGACCCACGUGACCGCAGUCAACAUCCCUCCGUGAGGGGACUGUCCCUUAGAUCCCCUUCCCUUCCUUAUUGUAUUAUAUGCUUUGUUAAUAAAACAUUUAAAAAGCA